This is a messenger RNA of Carcharodon carcharias (great white shark), 982 nucleotides long. RefSeq names its product troponin C, skeletal muscle-like. Lineage: Eukaryota; Metazoa; Chordata; Chondrichthyes; Lamniformes; Lamnidae. Gene Ontology annotation, cellular component: myosin II complex. The transcript has 6 exons. The record is from RefSeq and is a predicted model, not a curated record. Bases 89 to 577 code for a protein of 162 amino acids. Gene Ontology annotation, molecular function: enzyme regulator activity; calcium ion binding.
AAAAAAGACUAGCUUUCUAGUAGGAGUUGUGGAGGAGAGGCGUUUCAAUUUAACCAGAGUUUCUGUGCCGCCCUAAUAAGCCAGGACAAUGCCAAUGACAGAACAACAAGCAGACGCGAGGUCUUACCUCAGCGAGGAAAUGAUCGCUGAGUUUAAGGCUGCGUUUGACAUGUUUGAUGCUGAUGGUGGUGGUGACAUCAGCACCAGGGAGUUGGGUCAAGUGAUGAAAAUCCUGGGCCAGAAUCCCACCAGAGAAGAGUUGGAUGCUAUAAUUGAGGAAGUGGAUGAAGAUGGAAGCGGCACCAUUGACUUUGAAGAGUUCUUGGUGAUGAUGGUGAGGCAGAUGAAAGAGGAGGCGAAAGGAAAGUCUGAAGAAGAGUUGGCAGAAUUCUUCCGUAUAUUUGAUCAGAAUGCUGAUGGUUUCAUCGAUCGUGAUGAGCUGAAAUUACUCAUCAUGACUGGUGGGGAGCACGUUACAGAUGAGGAAAUUGAUGAACUCAUGAAGGAGGGGGACAGAAACAAUGACGGCAAACUUGACUUCGAUGAAUGGUUGAAGAUGAUGGAAAAUGUCCAGUAAAUGACCAACAUUCCUCAGCAACACAUUACUGUCUCAUUUCUUAAGGAAUCUUUGAAAUGUCACCUUCCUUCCCUCCUUUACAAAAGCAAUUACUCCUUUUGACUUAUUGCUCGGCCCUGCUUCCAAGAUCGGCAAACAUAAAUGAGUUGACAACUUAAUGAAUCAUAUUGUUACCCUUCUGUAGCCAACUGAUCCGACAUCUGAAUUAUAUACUGCAAAGAAUGCAAAAUCUCUUAAACAGGACUGAUGCUACACAUAAAGCGUGCAAGCAUUGCUGCUACAGUUCACUCAUAUAGAGGAAGGAGCAACCUCCUAUGUAUCAAGUUCUUAAUGAUUUUGCUACUGGCAUAGAACACAGUACCGAAUCAAUACCCUUUCCUAAUAAAGUUAAUAUCAUCUUUUUCA